UUGUUACCGGCGGGCGAACCCUGGACCUCCGCUCCAAGGCCUCCAACACAACCCUAACCUGUCCUUCUCUCUCCUUUCUUCUCUCUCUUCUUCCCUCUCUUUCAUCCUCCAUAGUCGUGGUCUUCCAAUGACCACGUCGCCAGAGGAGUCCGAACCCUUCUUUUUCUUCCCCAAAAAUACCCUCUUCUUCAUUUACUGAUCAUUUAAACCUGCACAAAACUUGGCAAAUUCUUCUUUCAUGGCUGACAUUUUGUGGGUUUAUCCAUCUUCAACCGAUGACUAAAAUGGUAAAGCUUUUCCAAACCCCAUCUCCAUUUCAUCUUCUUAAGAUUUAUUCUGUAUUGGGUUCUUUUCAUUUCCAUAGAUUUUCAUCAAAAUCUGGUAUUUCUUCUAUCAAAUCAGCUCUUUCUUCGCUGCAAAUUUCUAAUGAUACUUUAGUUUCUAGAGUUUGUGAAAUUUUGUCUGAUAAUCAAUGGUUAUGUAGCUCCGAAUUGAUUCGAUUGAGCCCCAAAUUAACUCCCCGUCUUGUGGAACGAAUUAUUCAUACCCAUUUGGAUACUGGAUCACUUUUACAGUUCUUUUAUUGGGUUUCUAAGAGACCCUCUUAUGAACAUGAUUUUAAUUGCUAUUUUUCUAUGUUAGAUAGGCUUAUUGUGGAUCAUCGUCGCCAUGACGAUGCCCAACAUUUGAUAGUUUUGAGUAUUAGAGCUUGUAAGAAUGUGGAGGAGCUGAAAUGGGUUAUGGAUUUUUUGGUUGAUAUCAGGAAGAGAGGUUUUAAGAUUAGUAUGUAUAGUUAUAAUACUUUAUUGAUUGCAUUGGGUAAGCUCGACAUGGUCAGAGCUGCCUAUAAUGUGUAUACCGAGAUGUUAUUGGACGGAAUUAGCCCUAGUCUUUUCACGUUGAAUACUAUGAUCAAUAUGUUCUGUAAGAAGGGGAAGGUCGAGGAAGCCGAGCUUUUUUUAAGUAGGAUUUUUCAGUAUGGCAUGUGUCCGAAUGUUUUUACAUAUACCUCGUUGAUUCUUGGGCAUUGUAGAAACAAUAAUGUAGGUAAGGCCUUUGGGGUGUUUAAUUGGAUGUUGAAGAAGGGUUGUCAACCUGACUCGGUGACGUAUAACACUCUCAUCAAUGGGCUCUGUGAUGAGGGUAAGUUGGAUGAGGGUUUGAAGUUGAUUAAGGAAAUGGUAGAGAAAGGAAUUAAACCUACGGUUCAUACUUUCACCGUUCCAAUUCUCAAGCUGUGUGAGUGUGGGCAGGUAGAGAAAGCUUCCAGACUUUUGGGUGCCAUGUCAAAAAGAGGUUGUCAACCUAACGUUCAUACGUAUACAGCUCUUAUUAGUGGGUUUUCUCAUGUAGGAAGUCUGGAGGUUGCUCUUGGGUUAUACAACAAAAUGAUGAAAGUUGGUGUGGCUCCAGAUACUGCUGUCUGUAAUGCAUUGAUUCAUGAAUUGUGUGAGGGAGGAAGGUUUGAACAAGGUUUGAAGAUUUUUGAUUGGAUGAAGGCGCGUGGUUUUCAACCUAAUGUUCAUUCGUACACAGCUCUUAUUUGUGGGCUGUCACGUGCAAGGAAUCUAGAGGAGGCUGUUGUAUUAUGCAACAAAAUGAUGAAAGAUGUUGUGGCUCCUAGUAUUACUGCCUGUAACACAUUGAUCCAUGAAUUUUGUGAUGGUGGAAGGAUUGAACAAGCAUUGAGAAUUUUUGACUGGAUGGAAGCCCAUGGCUGUCUGCGGAAUUCUCGUACCUACAAUGAAAUAAUUAGGGGGUUGUGUUUGAGAGGUGCUUUGCAAGAAGCUAUGAUGCUUUUUGGUGAUAUGGCUAGGGCUGGGACUUCUCCUUCUGUGGAAACAUACAACAUUCUGAUACAUGGUUACAUAUUGCAAAAAAAACUGGACCAUGCUGUGAGAUUAUUUGAUUUGAUGAGGGAAAGUGGAUGUAACCCUGAUGAAUACUCUUACACUGAAAUGAUGCUUGGGUUCUGCAAAGGCGGGAAGUUGGAGCUAGCAUCUUCUCUCUUCCAUGAAAUGAUUGGACAAGGUUUGCGCCCAAAUGAAUAUACCUUUACCAUUCUCAUUGAUGGUCAUUGCAAGGCAGGACUCAUAGAUGGAGCACAAGAUUUACUUGGUAAGAUGAAGGAAUUUGGUUGCUCUCCUACAACUGAGACCUUCAAUACCAUUAUAAAUGGAUUAGCAAAAGAAAAUAGAUUUGCAGAGGCAGAGAAUUUAUGCAGCAGAUUGUCUGAGUAUGGAUUGUUGCCUAAUGUUGUCACCUACACAUCAUUGAUUGAUGGUCUUUGUCAACAUGGUGGGACAAAUGUUGCAUUCAAGGUGCUUCAUGAGAUGGAAAAGAAUAACUGCUAUCCAAACUUGCAUACUCAUAGUGUACUCAUUCAUGGGUUGUGCCAAGAAGGAAAAGUUGAUUGUGCAGAAGGUUUUUUCAAUGAAAUGCAAACCAAAGGGAUAUCCCCUGAUGUGGUGGCAUUUACUUCUCUUAUUGAUGGUUUUGUUAUGAUUGGUAGGCUAGAUCGUGCCUUUUUUCUACUCCGGAAGAUGUUGGAGUUGUGCAUCCAACCUAACUACCGCACUUUCAGAGUGUUGCUGAAAGGUUUGCAGAAAGAAUCUCAUUUGACGGUGAACAAGGUUGCAGUUCAGAAUGAUGUUUCCUAUAGUUUCCCUUCUGACGCUAAUUACAUUGGAUCUGAAUUGAUCAGCCAACUGUUGGUUAAACUCUCAGAAAUUGACGGUGAACCCACAGUUAGCACAUAUAGUACCCUAAUCGCUGGUUUAUAUAGAGAAGGCAAAUAUAGCGAAGCAGAACUUUUGAUACAGAGUAUGCAAGAGAAAGAAUUGCCUCUGAAUAAGGACAUCUAUAAUUUGCUAAUACUAAUUCAUUGUAAAAGCUCAAGAGUGGAGCCUGCUCUGGAUAUCAUAAAAACAUUGUCCAGUAGUGAGUUCGAGCCUCCAUUAUCUACUUAUGGCAUGAUUAUAUGUUUGUUGUGCAAGUUGAAUAAGGUGGAUGAAGCUGUAUCGCUGUUUCAGAACAUUCUUGAGAAAAAUUGGAAUCCCGAUGAGGUUGUUUGGAGUGUGCUGGUUGAUGGAUUACUAAAUGAAGGACUAGUGGUUCCAUGUGUGAAGCUCCUUCAACUAAUUCUGUCCAGUAAACACACAGUCAGCCUAUACACUUGCAAGUUUGUGGCUGAAGAAAUGUCAAAAGUGGAUGGAUCUUUUAAAACUAAUCUGCUUGUUGACAGAGUGAUAGGCAGUAGGGAUAGUUUGCCAGGUUAAGCUUUUGCAUGUUCAUUGAGCAUGGACUUGUGAUUAAUGAAAUGACUUGGUCUUUUGCAAGUUACUGAGACGGGGAUGGCUGUAUUUCGUCUAGUUCUCACCUUUCCAGCUCCCCUUUCCGGACAAGGACCCAGGACUUGUUUCCUGUCAGAGGUUGGUCACUCGUGGCCCUUGGCAUUAUGCAGACAAAGGUCCAUAAUGAACUUUGGUUAACUCUUUCUCCAUAUAUGGUUGGCUCAAGGAGGACAUAAUUUUGCUUUGCAAAUUACUUGUGAAAGCAUAUUCCACAUCCUUGUUGAUGGGCGUGGAAACUGAAGUUAAUCCAAUAGCUGUCUUUGAAGGCAUCUCUUAUGACUUUGGAAUUUAGAGAAGUUGCAUAUAGCAAGGAUAACAGGUGCUUCUGUUCAGUUGGCUAAGUCAUCGAGACCGUGGCUCUGUGAAGGCUCAAGCAAUGUUGCGGGAUGUGGCAAUUGCAUUUUUCCAAAACGUAAAGCAAGUGUACAGACGUAUUUUGUGAUGUGACACUGAGUUGUCCCUUUAUAAUGUAUACGUAACGUAACCAGAAUACACUACAUUUUGUUAUAGGUGACCCAAUAUUCAUUGAUCUAGUUUCAUUCAUAAUUUUUUUACAGAAAGCAAUAAAAAUAGAGUAUCAAAUUUUGCUGACAAAACUUUGUGUACUUGUGUGCACUGUCAGAAAAACUACUGAGGCAGUUAUCUCAAGUCCAUGUUGGGUUGUAAGAAGGUUGCCCAAACGAGUUACGGAUUGAUUAAAUUUUUAUAAAGAACAUCACUACUUUUUUAUUUUUAUUUUGGUGCAAACGAGGGGCUAGGCCCCAAAGAAAAGAACACAAAGAACAUCACUAGAACUGUGUUUGAAAAUAUUGUUGGAUUGCUUCUGUAGUUCUGUUCUAAAUAAUCAUAGCUAGUUUCAUGUAAGGUCAUAAACUGAGGAUAUGUUACUGUGUAGUUUCUCAUAGAACAUUCUUUUGUAAAUGUGUUAAUGAAUCUCUAGUACUUAAUAUAGUGUU
Messenger RNA from Chenopodium quinoa (quinoa), 4309 nucleotides. Its product is annotated as pentatricopeptide repeat-containing protein At5g65560-like. Lineage: Eukaryota; Viridiplantae; Streptophyta; Magnoliopsida; Caryophyllales; Amaranthaceae. The record is from RefSeq and is a predicted model, not a curated record. Bases 276 to 3278 code for a protein of 1000 amino acids. Gene Ontology annotation, molecular function: protein binding. The transcript is spliced from 3 exons.